Messenger RNA from Sphaeramia orbicularis (orbiculate cardinalfish), 2427 nucleotides. It is a transcript of the gene rac1b, whose product is annotated as Rac family small GTPase 1b. The coding region runs from base 307 to 885 and encodes 192 amino acids. The record is from RefSeq and is a predicted model, not a curated record. The transcript has 6 exons. Gene Ontology annotation, biological process: small GTPase-mediated signal transduction. NCBI's taxonomy places the organism in Eukaryota, Metazoa, Chordata, Actinopteri, Kurtiformes, Apogonidae. Gene Ontology annotation, molecular function: GTP binding; GTPase activity.
ACUUCAUUUUUUUCCUUAGGGGUGGUGGCCGCUGUUUUGCUUCAUAGCCUCCAGAUCAGCCCACGAAAGCAUGGGAAUGUUGCGAGGGAAUUUCUGAGUAAACUUGUUUAAAAGUGACAGAUAAGUUACAGUAAGUUUCCGAGAAGCGGUUCCACAUCCUAGGAGUUCCGCUGUAACGCUAAAGGCCGGCAAAGACACGCUGUUGGGACACUUUUCCAGCGACCAAUUCCGGACAAAGGAAAAGAGAGUUGUGAGCUAACGUUAGCUGGUUCCAAGCUAACUUAGCAUUCCUGUAGCUGCGGCGCAAUGCAGGCCAUAAAGUGUGUCGUUGUCGGAGACGGAGCUGUGGGUAAGACCUGCCUGCUCAUCAGCUACACCACCAAUGCCUUUCCUGGAGAGUACAUCCCCACAGUGUUUGACAACUAUUCUGCCAAUGUCAUGGUGGACGGGAAGCCCGUGAACCUGGGCCUUUGGGAUACAGCAGGCCAAGAAGACUAUGACAGACUCCGCCCACUUUCCUACCCACAGACGGAUGUGUUUCUCAUCUGCUUUUCGCUUGUGAGUCCUGCCUCAUUCGAAAACGUCCGUGCCAAGUGGUAUCCAGAGGUGAGGCACCAUUGUCCCAACACCCCCAUCAUCCUGGUGGGUACCAAACUGGAUCUGAGGGAUGACAAGGACACUAUAGAUAAGCUGAAGGAGAAGAAGCUGUCUCCGAUUACCUACCCCCAAGGCCUGGCCAUGGCCAAAGAGAUUGGUUCUGUCAAGUACCUGGAGUGCUCAGCCCUGACUCAACGUGGCCUUAAAACUGUGUUUGACGAGGCCAUCCGGGCCGUCCUCUGCCCCCCGCCCGUCAAGAAGAAGAAGAGGAAGUGCUCUCUCCUCUAAGAGUUCCUCCAGUGGAACGGUUACAGUGGAACAUGAUCGCUAGCGACGAGGGUGGCUACAGACACAGGAGAAACACACCAGUAUACACACACAAACUAUGUACUUCAGAUUCUUUCCUUCCAUAAGUGUAGCUUCAGCAGUUAAAGCAGCUGGUUCCAUGAUAAAUUGGGCAUAGGGUCAGAUUAAAGAGAUUGGGUACAGACCCUAGUUUUUCCUUAACGUCACUCCAUUCAUACUGUAUAGACGAGUCUUUGAAAAAAUGAAACUCUUGAGGCCUUCUGAAAAUGGAUUGGAUGUUUUGUAAAACAAACCGUGGAAUGUUUUCAAUUCGUUCUUCCACUGGUUGUCCACCUUGUCCUUUUUUUUUGUUUACAGUCGUAGUUGUUUGUUUUGAGUGGAAGAAAUAUUGCCAAAUGCAUUCUGCAGAAAAGGUGUAUUUUAGCUGACAAGAAAACCUUUUGUUCCAUUGUCUGAAAACCGUUUUAGCACAGCUGACAGUUUGGUUUUGUGUGCUGCGUUUUGUUCAGCUGCAGGAUCAAAAGCAUUUAUUAAUUUCACGUUCACAUGCGAGGGCCGUCAUGUCAUUGCAUCGUCAACAAGGAACUUACGGUAAACAUCUGUGAAGUUAUUUUUGCCGCAAAUUACUGUUCAUGUACCAUAACCUUUUUAACAGUAGUUUUCAGUCUUAGCACAUGAUUCUUGUUAAAGCAUUCUCACUGACUGAACAGCACCUGAAAUGUACUGAACCUUCAGACUGUAAGCAGGUUUGCUGACACCGACAGUGCUAUUACCCCCUAAAAUGAAGACGACCCAGUAUUUUAAGUGUUCAGCUUCCAUUGGACCUGUCGACUUAAUGGUAUUUUUUCUUUCCUGUUUGCAACAUUUCCCUGCAAGUGUCUAAACUGUAUCGCUGCCCAAGUGCAAAGCUCCAACCUUUCUUAGAUAUAACGGAUUAGAACUAUUUAGGUAUUUUGGUGGUGGGAAACAAGAGCACCUUUAAAGCUCUGUGGGCAUUUAUCAGAAAACCUUCGUGCAGCAGAUUUUAAUAGCAUCACUACUGGCUAAGCAAUGUCACUAAGAAGAGCAUUUAUGCCUGCUAAUAACAGUAACAAAGCUACUGUCGGUUAUGGUGUAGUAUCUUUUGUUAUAAUCAUGUGAUUGACUAUUUUUUAUCUCUCUUUACAGAAGUUACACUUCACUCACUGUAUUGUUAAACUAACACUAUGAAUAUCGUUUGUUUAUUACCUCUACAGUUAACGCUACCUUAAUCUCCCUACAAGCCUAGCUUUUUGUAAUUAAUGCUGAUAGCAUGUAUGUGCAACAUAUACUGAAAACUAAGAUUAGAAUUGCUACAGUUAUAUUUUUGCCUAUUUACAAAUGUAUUUGAACUACUAGAUCAGGGGUUAAGUACAUGUUGCUCAUCUGUAUUGUAUUCAGACAUCAAGCUGUGCUUUAAUUCAAGCCAAUGUUGUGACUCUUUAGUUUUAUGAAUAAAAGCUAUUGUCACUUUUUGAAAAAGCCAAUAAAGUCCAAAAAAAUAGA